GCAUUGCGCCUGCUCAGCGGCGUCCGGCUCAGGGCUGCGAAAUGGCCGUCCCUUUGCGCUUCGACGGAAAGGUGGUACUGGUGACGGGGGCUGGAGGAGGUUUGGGAAGAGCUUAUGCAUUAUUAUUUGCGGAAAGAGGAGCUUCUGUUGUUGUAAAUGACCUUGGCGGUGACAUCAAAGGAGAAGGCAAAUGUUCAUCUGCUGCAGAUAGAGUGGUGGAAGAGAUAAGGGCAAAAGGAGGCAAUGCUGUGGCCAGCUAUGAUUCUGUUGAAGAAGGAGAAAAGGUUGUUCAGACUGCUUUAGAUACCUAUGGAAAGAUUGAUAUUGUUGUUAACAAUGCUGGGAUUUUAAGAGACCGUUCUUUUGCAAGAAUAAGUGAUUUGGAUUGGGAUUUAAUCCAGAGAGUUCACUUGAGGGGUUCAUUCAAAGUCACAAGGGCAGCAUGGAACUACAUGAAGAAUCAAAAGUAUGGCAGAAUUAUUAUGACCACAUCUGUUUCUGGAAUUUACGGUAACUUUGGACAAGCAAAUUACAGUGCUGCUAAACUAGGACUUCUGGGUCUGGCAAAUACCUUGGCUAUUGAAGGUCAAAAGUACAAUAUCCAAUGCAAUACUAUUGCUCCAACGGCUGGUUCCAGAUUGACCCAAACUGUACUUCCUCAAGACUUACUGGAUAUUCUCAAACCUGAGUUUGUAGCACCUUUGGUGCUCUGGUUGUGCCAUGAAAGUUGCAAAGAAAAUGGCGGCUUAUUUGAGGUGGGAGCAGGCUGGAUUGGCAAAUUGCGUUGGGAGCGAACUCAAGGUGUUACUGUAAGACAGAAGAAUCAACAAAUGACCCCCGAAGCCGUGCGUGACAACUGGAAACAGAUCUGUGACUUUGAUAAUGCAUUGAAACCCAAAAGUGGUCAAGAUGCACUUAAUGAGCUACUGAACAAGCUGGACACUAAAGAGGGAAUCUCCACAAAUCUGACCAGUAGCCCAGUGCAGACUAGCACGUCAAGCAUCAGUCCAGUUGAAGCUAUCGGGAAAAAAAUGCCUUUGAAGGUAUAUACCUACAACAAUUUUCAGCCUAUUCUCUAUGCUCUUGGAGUUGGCAUGACCACAAAGGAUCCAGAUCACUUGAAGUUUCUUUAUGAAGGAAAUGAAGAGUUCUGUUGUUUGCCUACUUUUGGAAUAAUUCCUGCCCAAGGUUCUGUUACCGAUGGUUUUGAAUCACUUCCUGGACUGAAUAUCGACUUCACAAAGAUGUUACAUGGGGAACAAUAUCUGGAACUAUACAAACCUCUGCCAACUUCAGGGACACUGAAAUCAGAGGGUACCAUUGCAGAUAUUCUUGAUAAAGGAUCCGGUGCUGUUAUAAUUCUAGAUGUUCAUACUUACAAUGGAGGAGACUUGAUCUGCUAUAACCAGUUCUCUACGUUUGUUGUUGGAGCUGGAGGCUUUGGUGGAAAAAGGAGGUCUGACAAAGUUAAGGUUAUUGUGCAACCUCCCAAUAGACCGCCUGAUGCUGUAAUCAGUGAUGCAACUAGUAUAAACCAGGCUGCUUUAUAUCGACUGAAUGGAGAUUGGAACCCUUUGCACAUUGAUCCAACUUUUGCAUCUUUUGGAGGGUUCAGAAAGCCUAUUCUGCAUGGAUUGUGUUCUAUGGGGUUUGCUGCACGGCAUGUCUUAAAGCAGUUUGCAAAUAACGAUGUGACAAAAUUCAAGGCAAUCAAGGUUCGUUUUGCAAAACCAGUCUUUCCUGGACAAACAAUAGAAACUGAAAUGUGGAAAGAAGGAAACCGCAUCCAUCUUCAGUCAAAGGUGAAAGAAAACAAUGAGUUUGUGCUUACUGGAGCAUAUGUGGAUCUGCAAGACACUGUGUAUAAGCCCAGAGCUAAUGAUACUGGCAUGAGAGCAGAGCUGCAAAGUGAUGUAGUGUUUGCAGAAAUUAGUCGCCGCAUUAAGGAUGUUGGCAGAGAGAUGGUUAAAAAAGUGAAUGCAGUGUUCCAAUGGGAUAUCACUAAAGAUGGGAAGACAGCAAGACAGUGGACUAUUGAUCUUAAGAAUGGUUCUGGAGAAUUGUACCAGGGAGUGGCACGGCAUCAGGCUGACACUACCUUCAAGUUAUCAGAUGAAGAUUUCAUGGAAGUGAUAUCAGGAAAGCUUAAUCCUCAAAAGGCUUUCUUUUCUGGCAAGCUGAAUAUUAAAGGAAACAUCAUGCACAGCCAGAAACUUGAAAUGAUUCUUAAAGAUUAUGCAAAACUAUAAGAAAAUCAUGACUUUUGAGAAUAUGAUGCUGUUUCUCUGCAGCACCCAAAGUCUUUGAAGUACAGUAGUAAAACUUCUCAAAUGGUAUUAUGUUCUCUUUUUUUCAUGCAUAGCUAUCGCUAAAAUAAACUGACUUUGUUUCAAAUGGUAAAUUUGCCCAAAUUACUCACUGGCUAACAGUUUUGUGCUUUUCUCUCAUUUCUGUUUGCUACAGAUUGUGGCAGGAUGAUGUUCAUUUUUAAAUCACAGAAGAUAAAUUGUCUAUUAUUUCUGUACUCUGCGUAAUGGCCUUGAUUUUCUUAAUGUUUGUAUUAUUUACAAUGUUCAGAACAAAAAUUGUUCUGUUUUUUUUUGUAAAGCAUCACUGUUUUUGAGGAAUGGAGACAGCUGGGAGAGCAUCCACUUAUGUGCUUGCUUCAGGCGGCUGCUGGAUUUAAAACAUUCAGAGGAAGCAGUUUUUGACUGAACAGUUGUAUUUAUAUUCUGGGACAUUUUCUCAAAUUAGAAAGGUAACUUGCUGCUACUGACAUGCCUUCCUCCCUUUGUUUCAGUUUAACUUUUAAUUCUGAAUAAAUUAUCAUUUAAAA
Molecule: messenger RNA, 2836 nt
Organism: Mobula hypostoma (lesser devil ray)
Lineage: Eukaryota; Metazoa; Chordata; Chondrichthyes; Myliobatiformes; Myliobatidae
Gene: hsd17b4
Product: hydroxysteroid (17-beta) dehydrogenase 4
Exons: 24
Coding region: 42-2249 (735 amino acids)
Molecular function (GO): oxidoreductase activity
Source: RefSeq, a predicted model, not a curated record